UUUUUUUGGACGUCAAAUAUCGGUUCGGUUAUAUUUCAACAGUGUGCAUGUGUUGUUUAUCCCUAAUUUGGUUUUAGUUGGCCACGACUUACACCAAGUUGAUAUUUCUCACUGCUGUCCCCAUAAAUGGGCUGAGAAUGGUUUCUCCCUUGGAUACCCCACAGGCAUGAGCAGCAACUGUACCGACGAAACUGAACACCGUCGGUGAGUGGUGACAGCAUUCAUUACGGGACGAAGCUACACCUAUCCCCUCUCUGUAAGCGUCAGUGCUCAUGAAUUCUCACAGCACCUGGGAACCAUAGCGCCUGUUUCGUGUCAGGUGCAGAGAAAAGCCGCCAUUCGGACCGGACCAUGUGGGGACUUGUAGGUGACCGACAGGUGUCAACUUGAACAGGCCAGAAGAAAAGGUUGUGCGAACGAGAGACUGACGUGUCGGAUGACGAAGACGACUCCUUGGGAAGCGACGAUGAGCCGGAACUGGGAGGGGAGAAAACCAUGCAGCAGCCACUCGACAUCCAACAGAUACGACAUCAGCAGCGCCGCGUAUCGGCUCUACUGGCAACUGCACGUCACGAUCAUGCACCACCAUUGGUAAGAAAGCGAGGCUGUAAACGGCGUGCUGUGAAAAAAAUAUAUGAUGGGGAAACAAGAAAGACGAAGGCACCCACCGGGCUUUCAUUGGUUAUCGAGGACCAGUACCCGGAUGUUGGAGAUAUAGCGGAAACAUCAGUACGAAACAGAUAUACACAGAAGAAUUACAAGAAGUAUCUCGACAAGUUGAAUAUCGCGCAGCUACGCCACUCUUACGAUGAGAGUGUGGUCCAGUCUAUCCGGCAGGGUAAAAUGGAGGUGGCGACUUUACAGAACCAGUUGGUGUCACGCUCGCUCGGCUCUAUGGACAAGGAGGUCCAGCUCGUAGCUAAUAGAAGAGCCUCGAUAGUGAAAAGUCAACUAAGUCUUAGCAGUAGCAGCAUGUCUACGGGUCGCGCCCCCACGAUCAGUGAGAGAACUAUCUACAUCCCCAGUGGACAGGAUGAAGAGGACCCGGAGUACGACACCCCUCUGGUGCGAUAUCAACACGGUGACAUAGGCGCAGGCAAAGAUCUGAAUGUAAAGUUGACAGAUGAAGAGUUCGAAGAGUGGAAGAGGAAACACGGAGGGUUGGACUCGUUUGACAAUACUCCCGUGGCUACCCCCGGGGAGAGGAGAGUGUGGGGACAGGGUGUACAGAGAGAUUCUGACAGCCGGAGGGGGAGGGGACUGGGUAGCAGAGGGGCCGGUUCUCGUGGUAGAGCAAGAGGGCUUGGUGGCAUAGAUGAGGCUGCGGACUUGGCCGAGAGAGAACGAGAGAGGGAGAGAGCAGAACUUGACGAAAUGCAGAAGAACAUGCUUCUAUAUAAUCGGCACGGGAUGACCGACUCGGCCAUGGCUCAGUACAAGCUGAAGGAGUUAGAGAGACAACGUCAGGCAGCUAGGAGGAAACGUGGAAACAGUCAGGUACCACCGGAGUCAGGUUUCACGGGUAGCAAUGCAGGGGAAGACGAAGACGAAUGGGAGAAAGAAGAAAGAAGACGGAGAGAAGAAGAGAAAGAGUAUGCGAAGUACGCCACCAGGCAUUCAAAGAUGGAAAUGCAUCGUCAGGCCUACAUCAAAGCUCUGUCAAACGCGCGCAUGAGGAAACUGCCCAGAGAGCCAUGGGAGCUGGCCACGAAGACCACGCGAGCUUACACGUUUUCCUACAUCAAUCACAGACCUGCAUGUCGAUGUGAAAAAUGUCUUCAACGCAAACCACGAGAGAAGAAGGAGAAAGGCAUUCCAGGGAUGAAACUCAUCUUUGGCGAAAUCAAUAUGUAUGAUUUUUAUCCGCGAAAGAAAAGGAAGAACGCGCCGAAGUCACCUCCUCCCUGGGUCCGCGAGAGGGCGUUGCAGCACAGUCUCUCCUUGAUGGGCAUACGCCGAGAGCUUGACAGAAAGAAACAAGAGGACGAAGUUGAUAAUGAACUGCAACGCCUUGGGAUGGGCAUUAGGAACGAUCAGGUGAUCCCUCCGAUUAACAAGGGGUCAAAGGUGCAAGAAGUCAAGGACAAUGCAAAUCAUGGCGGACUCGUGACCAAAUCUUUCAUGGCCUCGCAACUUCCAGGAAAUAAAGUCCAGAAAACAGACACUACCUCUCAAGCUAGCCAAUCCAAACUGCUCGCUUAUAAUACUCCUGUUAGUCGAACGAACAGUAUUUCGAGUUCUUUGAACGUAAAGAGGCAGCCGUUACCGGAACUCACAAAGGGGCGGUACGUUUCUCUUUCAACAGAAAUUGAGCCAUAAGGGAAAAUAUAAAACUUUUCGUCCUAAUACCACCAAUGUUUUUCAGGUUUCUUAGCUGUGCUAUGCAGCACGGAUAGUUGUGUACAUGACAUAUCUACUUUCCACACCCACCAGAUUAACUGACUUAUACCUACUACAGCUUUUGGAGAGGAAUGACAGCCACACCCCGCGAUAGGUUGUCAUACAUUGAUGUGCAAUAAAGUACAUAUGAGAUGGAGUUUGUAGGUCACUUUAUAAAAGUGCAUUCAAUACGGAGAUGUUGAGAUCUCAUCUAGUUGCAUUGUGUGGUGUGCCAAACUCAGGGAAAUAUUCUGUAUGCCUGGAGUCCAUUCCCAAGAAAAAAAUAAAAGAGAAUACUUAA
This is a messenger RNA of Branchiostoma floridae (Florida lancelet), 2680 nucleotides long. RefSeq lists its product as uncharacterized. Bases 496 to 2319 code for a protein of 607 amino acids. The transcript has 5 exons. The record is from RefSeq and is a predicted model, not a curated record. NCBI's taxonomy places the organism in Eukaryota, Metazoa, Chordata, Leptocardii, Amphioxiformes, Branchiostomatidae.